UCAUUAAGCCAACGUUUGAAUUCGAAUUCACUUUCUAGUAAUGCUGGUUUUGUUAAAGAUCUUGAGUUAAUCAAACGUCGAAAGUGUGAUUCAACAAUUGCCAAUGUUUUCGAUAAACGAAUGGAUGCU
Molecule: messenger RNA, 129 nt
Organism: Ambispora gerdemannii
Lineage: Eukaryota; Fungi; Glomeromycota; Glomeromycetes; Archaeosporales; Ambisporaceae
Source: the annotation of a GenBank genome assembly